Molecule: messenger RNA, 1446 nt
Organism: Verticillium alfalfae VaMs.102
Lineage: Eukaryota; Fungi; Ascomycota; Sordariomycetes; Glomerellales; Plectosphaerellaceae
Product: vanillyl-alcohol oxidase
Exons: 7
Coding region: 1-1446 (481 amino acids)
Biological process (GO): lactate catabolic process
Cellular component (GO): mitochondrion
Molecular function (GO): D-lactate dehydrogenase (cytochrome) activity; FAD binding; D-lactate dehydrogenase (NAD+) activity
Source: RefSeq, a predicted model, not a curated record
AUGCCUCACGCCCAGCCUCGCCGCCUACCCCCUGGCUUUACCAGCGAGGAUUUUGCCGCUUUUGUGAAGGCCAUUAUACCCAUUGUCGGGGAUGAAAACUUUUCCAUCGUCUCGGCCGAUGUAGAGCUGAAAGAUGGAGACUAUGUCAAUCCUUGCAAAGCCCACGACAUGCACGCCGUGUACGACAAAGAAUUUUUCGUAUCAUGCGCCGUCGUUCAUCCGAGGACUGUCACUGAAGUUCAAGAAAUCAUGCGGCUCUGUAACAAAAUGCAGAUGCCUGUCUGGCCUUACUCUGUGGGCCGCAACACCGGAUACGGAGGAGCCGCACCACGGGUCCCGGGUACACUCGGCAUGGAACUUGGAAGACACAUGAACCGAAUCCAUGAAGUCAAUGUUGAUGGGGCAUAUGCUUUGGUUGAGCCUGGAGUCACAUUCUUUAGCCUUUAUGACCAUCUUGUGAAGACUGGUCUUGAUGAGCAAUUAUGGCUAGAUGUUCCAGACCUUGGAGGCGGCUCCAUUAUUGGUAGGCACCAGUCAGACUUCUACCAUUUCAUGAUGCAUUGUGGGAUGGAAGUCGUUCUUCCAGACGGCACUCUCGUCCGCACCGGCAUGGGGUCGCUUCCCGAUCCUGCUAGUCGGAACUCGAAUCUUUCAGCCGAUCAACAGCCACCGAACAAAGCUUGGCAGCUGUUCAAUUACGGGUUUGGCCCAUAUAACGAUGGCCUUUUUACCCAGAGCAGCCUUGGUAUUGUUGUCAAGAUGGGAGUUUGGUUGAUGCCGAAUCCGGGAGGCUAUCAGGCAUACAUGAUUACUUUCCCCCGUGACGAAGACCUUGGUGCUAUUGUUGACAUUAUUAGACCUUUGCGCUUGCAAAUGGUGCUUCAAAAUGUUCCCACCAUCCGCCAUAUCCUCUUAGAUGCUGCUGUUGCAGGAGACAAAGCCUCGUACACGGACAAGACAAGUCCUCUAUCAGGUGAUGAGCUGGAUGCCAUAGCAGCAAAGCUAGACCUUGGCCGGUGGAACUUCUACGGCGCAGUCUACCGCCGCUUCGCAGAAGCUGGACUUGACUUCAUUGGUACCUUCACCAUCGGCAUGCGCGAAAUGCACCAUAUUGUGUGCGUGGUAUUCAAUCGCGAGGAUCCGCAACAACGUUUGAGGGCAAGGUGGUUGACGCGACAGCUCAUUAAGGACUGUGCAGAGCAUGGAUGGGGCGAAUACCGGACUCACCUGGCAUUGAUGGAUCAAAUCGCUGGAACCUAUAACUUCAACAACAGCUCUCAGAUGAAGCUCAACGAGACCAUCAAGAAUGCUCUCGACCCCAAUGGGAUUUUGGCACCUGGUAAGAACGGGAUAUGGCCGGCCAAGUACGAUAAGAGGGCAUGGGUACUUGAGAAGGAUGAGGCGGAUAAGCUGUUGUUCGCUGGCAUUCCGAUGACCCGACUUUAG